AUGGCCUUCUGGGGUCACAGCUCAGCUGAAAGGUCUGAGCUCAGGAGAAAUGACAUUGCCCUGAUCAAGCUGUCUGAAACUGUGACCCUGAGUGACAGUAUUCAGGGUUAUAUCCCUCCUGCUGGCUCCGUCCUGCCCAACAAUUACCCCUGCUAUGUUUCAGGCUGGGGUAGACUCUGGACUGGAGGACCCCUUCCUGAUAAGCUGCAGCAGGCUCUGAUGCCCAUUGUGGAUCAUGCCACCUGCUCCAGGUCUGACUGGUGGGGUUCAACCGUUAAGGAAAUCAUGGUCUGCUCUGGUGGAGAUGGCAUUGUUGCUGCCUGCCAGGGUGACUCUUGUGUCCCCCUGAACUGCAAGAACUCUAGAGACAUAUGGGAGGUGCACAGUAUUGCCAGCUUUGUAUCUGGUUAUAGCUGUAACACUGAGAAGAGGCCAACUGUAUUCUCCUGUGUGUCUGCAUUCAAUGACUGGAUCUACCAGGUCAUGCUGAACAAUUAAGAUGGAC
Molecule: messenger RNA, 505 nt
Organism: Myxocyprinus asiaticus (Chinese sucker)
Lineage: Eukaryota; Metazoa; Chordata; Actinopteri; Cypriniformes; Catostomidae
Product: chymotrypsin-C-like
Exons: 5
Coding region: 1-498 (165 amino acids)
Biological process (GO): proteolysis
Molecular function (GO): serine-type endopeptidase activity
Source: RefSeq, a predicted model, not a curated record